Messenger RNA from Lolium rigidum, 962 nucleotides. RefSeq names its product protein tfg-1-like. The coding region runs from base 63 to 773 and encodes 236 amino acids. Lineage: Eukaryota; Viridiplantae; Streptophyta; Magnoliopsida; Poales; Poaceae. The record is from RefSeq and is a predicted model, not a curated record. Gene Ontology annotation, cellular component: plasma membrane. The transcript is spliced from 5 exons.
CCUGAUCUUCCCAAGUGCCGAGGCCACAAGCAGUAGCAGUAGGGUGAGGCCGUUGUGUAGAAAUGAAGAGAAAUAGCCAAACUGCGCUACUUUUUCAGAAACAAGCAUCAAAGAAGAUUGCAUCUCCGGUCCAAUCUGAUAUUGUACAUGAUGAAGAAGUCGAAUCCGAUAUUGGGAGCGAGAUUGACAUUGAAGAUACAACACUACAUCCACCUUCAUCCCAACAACCAAAUGCAAGGUACGACCAAGAAAACACCAAAUCUGAUUGUACGUUCUCGUCUUGUUCUCAGCCAACCCAAUUAGUGGCCGUGGUGGUGGUACGCGGCAAUGCAUACGACAAGUCCACCCCGAUCGCCCGAGGCGUCCAUCUGGAAUCUGGAUACGCUCCCACCAGCAACAGCAACGGCAAGCGCAGUGCACCUUCCCGCCCGCCGCUGUCUCUUUAUAAAAUCAUCACUCGGCUCCACGCACUACAGCUACAGGGCAAGAGACCAGCGAAUAGUAGUAGCCCCCGGCCGGAGCGGAGAGGAGAGAUGAGCUACUACGGCCAGCAGCAGGCGCCCGUCGGCGCGCCGCCGCAGCAAGGUUACCCGCCGCAGGGCUACCCUCCGCAGGGGUACCCGCCGCCGCAGCAGGGGUACCCGCCGCAAGGAUAUGGCCAGCAGGGGUACCCGCCCCAGCAGCAGCAGCAGCAGCAGCAGGGCGGGCCUUCCUUCAUGCAGGGAUGCUUGGCCGCCCUUUGCUGCUGCUGUCUCCUGGACGCCUGCUUCUGAGAAGAAGAGAGAGACGACAUGUUCAGCCUCUGUGUUGUAGAAAUGCUCCACUGGGCACAUUUUUCUACUCCCUGCUUGUGAACCUCUGCGAUUGGAUUAUUCGGUUGGUGUGCAUGGGAUGACUAUCUGGUUGAAUGUAAUAUUCUGAUAUAUUAGAUUUUUGCAAAUAAUUCUGUAUAAUUUUAUUUU